Molecule: messenger RNA, 264 nt
Organism: Linum tenue
Lineage: Eukaryota; Viridiplantae; Streptophyta; Magnoliopsida; Malpighiales; Linaceae
Source: the annotation of a GenBank genome assembly
GGCAUGACACCGAAAAAGGCUUUAGAGUGUUACGGUACAAAGUUUCUCACAACAGCUCACACCUGCAGAAAGUUGUGUCUGCCAAUGAAGGAUAUCAUGCAUGGUGAUGACAUUCAUUGGUAUUUAGUAGUCAUCUUGAUGGAUGACAAGCAAGUUCAUAUCUUGGAUUCAUAUCCUUCUAAUGAGCGCCAAACACCUCGCAAAGAUGCAGUACAAACUAUGAUUGGAUUUCUCGAUGCCUUGUUCGAGGAUCUUUAUUUACAA